Naumovozyma castellii is the source of this 822-nucleotide messenger RNA. RefSeq names its product dolichyl-diphosphooligosaccharide-protein glycotransferase (gene SWP1). Lineage: Eukaryota; Fungi; Ascomycota; Saccharomycetes; Saccharomycetales; Saccharomycetaceae. The record is from RefSeq and is a predicted model, not a curated record. The transcript has a single exon. Bases 1 to 822 code for a protein of 273 amino acids.
AUGCAAUUAUCCGUUCUAUCUGUAGCUGCAUUGGCUUUCCUACAACCAGCAGUCAAUGCAUUCAAAGUGGAAGACGCAAGAGUAUCUGACAUUGACCUUGGAACCAUUGAUUCUAGUUUCUCUCCUUUGGAAGCACCCAUUGCAGUUACCAAAAUUGACGAAGAAAUCGAAUUCCAAUUUACUUUAAAGAAUCAAGAAGAAGAGCCAGCUCAGAUUUCUCUACUGUUAGGGAAUCCCGACCGUCAUUUGGAAACAGCUUACACUCCAGAGGUUACAAUUGCUAAGGAUGACCUGGAAUGCAAAUUUACUAUCCCAAUUUCACAAUUGAAACCAGCUCUUUUGAAUGAAGCAAAUGAUUUCCUCACCGCAUCAUUAAUUAUCGCUGAUGACAACACUCAUAAUGAAAACAUAUUUGUCAGUGUCUUUAAACUGGACCUACAAUUACCAGAAUCAGCUUUACACUAUGAUUCACCUGAAAGAUUUGGUCCAAAGAAGGAACUACGUUACACGUUUGCCGAACCUCCAAAGACGGUGAAUUCCAUGUUAGCCUUAAUAGUGGUUAGCAUAAUUGUCGUGUCCACAUUUGCCCUUGUAAUCACAUGGGUUUCUUCAGGUUCAAUUAGUUUUAACAAUUUGCCAGCUGAUAUUGAUUCUAUCUAUUUCCUUGGGUUCCUUACCUCAAUUGUUGGAUUUGAAUACGCUUUCGUCCAAUAUUACUUGGGUAAGAGCAUUUUCGACACUCUACAUGUAUCCUUCUACCUAGCGGCCCUUGGGUUAUGGAUAGGUACUAAAUUCCUUAGAACUUUUGGAAAGACCAUUUAG